Molecule: messenger RNA, 2392 nt
Organism: Solea solea (common sole)
Lineage: Eukaryota; Metazoa; Chordata; Actinopteri; Pleuronectiformes; Soleidae
Gene: slc7a6os
Product: solute carrier family 7 member 6 opposite strand
Exons: 5
Coding region: 70-1053 (327 amino acids)
Biological process (GO): developmental process
Source: RefSeq, a predicted model, not a curated record
CGGAAAUAAAAGCAGAGUGAGCGCUCUCGUAUUCUCCCUCCACCAGACGGCGUCAGACAGAGAAACAAAAUGGAUCCAAACACAACAAUUUUGCGGGUCAAGAGAAAACGGGGAACCGACCCCGCAGACGCUCUGCUGCUUGCGUGCAAGCGAAUCCGACCGGAAACGUCCCAGACCUCCGGUGAGACGGUACCAGAGCCCAACGAGGCGGAGGUGGAAAAGUCUGUCUUCAAACUCGUGGCGACUGUAGCGACACAGGAUGCUCCUGUUCAAACGCAGGUCCGACAGGCUUUGGCUCGGCCACGCGUGGCCCAGGCAUUGCGCUCUUCUGCCGCCGCCACUAAACGGAUAACCGGGCACCUACGGAGCAUGAAGUGGAGCACCCGCAGGGAGGAACGCUACAGGAUACUGUCCAACCACCGCACAGGCCUGUUGGGUGCAGCAGAGCAGGAAAGCCCUCAGACUGAUGCUCCUGAGGGAGCAGGGGAUUCUGGGAAAGAUGAGGAUGAGUGCUGGGGUAACAUCCAGGUGGUUGAUCUCUUACAUGAAAAUGAAGAGGAGCAGGACAAAUCUUCUGGCAAGAUGUCCUCAGAUCCGGAGAUGAUCAUGUGUAACAACACAAAGAUGCUGCGCGAGCGUCUGAGCAUAUGUGAAGAGAGACAAGGGAGUGAACAGCAGGAGCAGGACAAGGACUUUGUCUAUGAUCUUUACUACCCGGAAACGGUCAAUCCAGGCUGGAUCCAGGACAUCCUGUCUGUCAGGGCCUAUGCUGACGAGGGAGAACUGGUACCUGACCUUGUGGUUCAUGAAGAGGAGGUGUAUGAAGAUGAGGACGAUGAAAACGAGGAAGGCAACUGGAGGAAUGACUACCCCGAUGAGGAUAGUGACAUGGGCAGUGACAGAGAGGAGCGCUAUGGUGGUUACUGGGAGGAGGAGCACUCGUACAGCCGGAGGAGUUGGGAGCACUACAAGAGUGAAGUGCUGCAUGAACAGGACUGUCCUGGUGGAGACGAGGAGGAGGAGGAAGAUGGGGACAAAUAUAAUUCCGAUUGAUUUACCCCUUAACCCAUUCCUGUAUGUGGAUCUUCCAGUGCCCUCUGCUCGUGUAACAUCAUACCCCUCAGAUGUCUGUGUAGGUGAGAGAUGGUGGAGGGAAACCGCUGCUAGAAUGGCACAUGAUUUUGAAACAUGUCUGGGGGGGGAAAUGUCAACAUAUACCAUCAGCAAUGACCAAUGUGUAGCAGAUUUUUGUUUUUUUAAAUCAUUUUCAUGUUUGUUAUAUUGACUGCAGGCACACUCUUGGUGAAACAGAGUUAUCCACUGAACAAAAGGCUCACUUAAUAAAACCUACAUCAGCUUAAGUGCAUAUUUCAAGAAUAUGUUUGUCUCUUUAGCUUGCUGUUUGACAUUCUUAAAAACAGGAAACAAGUUUGUUGCUUUAUUAACCACAUACCAAACACCAAGUCCAUUGUCCCAAUGUGACAAUCUUUGAUUUUACAUUACACAUAGAAGUUGUUAGUCCACCGCCCCCUCCAUCAGUAAGAUUAUGUCGAUUAAGAGUGUAUUAUCCUUCAGAUGGAUUUAUCUGAAUGAUGCACAGCACCAGGCAUCUAAACUGUUGAUUUUUCUUUAUUGUCUUUGGUGCAGGAGAUAUGGCAAAAUAAAUUUACAUUAACUGUGAGCUAGAGCAGUAAACUAAUUUUUAAGCCUGUGUGGACUUAAGCAGGUGCAUAUUUUACAAUGUGAGCCUUUUGUCAACUGGCUAAAAUGUGUUCUUGCUGGCCUGUCCGCUGCACAUGGGACACACCUGAUUUUGAUUUAAAGACCAAGAAACCCUAUAUUUUCAGAAAGGUUCACUUUCAUGUGCCACAAGUAUUUUGAUGUUACUGAGCUUCACAACGACAGAAAUACCAAACAGACCCCUAAUGAAGUGUGAGCAACUCCCUCUCUCAUCUGCACAGCAUUUGAAGUAUGUGUUCCUUGCAGGAAGAACCCAGCGUCUUUUUAUAACCGUGGUGGAGUGAAUUGGUGUGUGGGUGUUCUGUUUUAAGUGGAUGUGUGUGUGUGGGUGUUAGAAAAUGUUGCACAUUAGUGUGAUAUGCCUCGUAUGCUUUGUGCCGUUAACAAAUCUGUGAGUGAGAUGUCUCUGGCUGCGUGUGGUUGCAAUUUAGGGUGUUUGCAUGGUAGUGUGUGUGUACGUAUCACUGUGUGUGUGCGUGUGUUAGAUUUUGCAUAAUGUUGAAGCGUGGUGCAUCAUGUUUUGUUAUGGGUGGGUGUGUGUGCGAGUUUGAUUCAUGAAUUCCCCCUGAAGUUGUUUCUCUUGAUAAUUAAAUUUUGUAAAUAUGUAGAUGUGUAUAAAAGGAAAGCUUUCAAAUUAAACAGAGAACAUGAG